Molecule: messenger RNA, 1533 nt
Organism: Trichoderma atroviride IMI 206040
Lineage: Eukaryota; Fungi; Ascomycota; Sordariomycetes; Hypocreales; Hypocreaceae
Biological process (GO): proteolysis
Cellular component (GO): membrane
Molecular function (GO): serine-type endopeptidase activity
Source: RefSeq, a predicted model, not a curated record
AUGGCAGCAAACAACUACUACUAUGGCGACAACCCUCAGCCUCAAAGCCACCAAGCUCCCCCUUACUACGAUCACACGCACGCGCCCUCCGCAGACUCGGACCUGCCGCAGGCGUACAACCCAGGCUACUCGGAUCCUCAUUACGGGAGCCCAUAUGGCGCUCCUGCAAACCACCAGGGCCAGACAGGUGCGUCGCCGUUUGAUACCGUAUUCGACGAUCACGCAUACCCAACGAACUCGAAUCCAGGCCCGGGUGCGAGCGGCAGCGACAUCUCCCAGCAAGGCUUCUACCACCAAGAUACAAACUACUAUGGAUCGAGAACGGAGAAUAUCCCGUUGCAAGACCACACGAGCAAAUCCCCCGACAUCAACGAUCACAUCUACGACGCGCCGGCCGAGCAGUCGGGUCAGAGGCGGGACAAGAGAGGCAAAGUUCGGGUUGGAGAGCUGGGCAUGCUAGGCUCUAAUCGAAAGCGCAUCCCAUGGCUGGUUUACAUCUUCUCGUUGGCGCAAGCUGCUGUUUUCAUUGCCGAAGUGGUGCGCAAUGGUAUAUUGACGGGCUCUCCCAUCAUGAUCAAGCCCCAGUUCAACCCCAUGAUCGGGCCAUCGACACAGGUUCUCAUCAACAUGGGCGCCCGAUAUGUGCCCUGCAUGCACAACAUCAAGGAGAUUCAGGGCUCCACCAUUGAGGUGCAGUUUCUUUGUCCCAACGCCACAAAGAGCACACAGUUCUGCCCUCUUUCGGAGCUGUGUGGCUUCGGCGGCGAUGUCCCUAACCCCAAGUUCGACGGCAACGCGAACCAAUCGCCUGCUCCCAACCAGUGGUUCCGCUUCAUCAUUCCCAUUUUCAUGCAUGCCGGACUUAUCCACAUCGGCUUCAACCUGCUUAUGCAGCUCACCAUCGGCAAGGAGAUGGAGAUUGCAAUUGGGUCGAUUCGAUUUUUCCUCGUCUACAUGAGCGCUGGCAUCUUCGGUUUCGUCAUGGGAGGCAACUACGCUGCCCCUGGUAUUGCCUCCACAGGAGCUUCAGGCUCUCUGUUCGGAAUCAUUGCUCUUACUUUGAUUGAUCUGCUAUAUUCGUGGAAGGACCGCCGAAGCCCCGUCAAAGACCUUUUAUUCAUCAUAAUCGACAUGGUUAUUUCUUUCGUGCUUGGUCUGUUGCCUGGCCUGGACAACUUUUCUCACAUUGGAGGAUUCUUGAUGGGUCUCGUCUUGGGUAUCUGCCUUCUCCAUUCUCCUAAUUCGUUGCGGCGGAGAAUUGGCCCAGAUCCCUUUUACUCGGCGGUGCCCGGGGCACAAGACCCGGAUACCGUUCCCUUUUACAAAAACCCGGUUGGAUUCUUCAAGGGGAGGAAGCCUCUGUGGUGGGCCUGGUGGCUUGUGCGAGCUGCCGCUCUCGUGGCCGUUAUCGUUGUCUUUGUCGUUUUGAUACACAACUUUUACAAGAUUGGAAACACUUGUAGUUGGUGCAAGUAUCUUAGUUGUCUUCCUGUUAAUGGUUGGUGCGAUCUCGGAACCAUCCAGGUACAAUAA